AAGGGUUUAUUGCUCUUAAAUAAAAAUGAUGACCGAGAGUAAAGCAGAACCCUCUUCCUCCUUUCGUGUAUUGGCAACCCCGCGCCUAUUGACUCGGAAGCCAACCCAGGGAAUUCAGUUGAGCUCCUUCCUCGCCAAGGGGUGCGAGAGCGCACCCGUCGGCCAGCAAUGGGCCACCUCUACAGGCCCUGCUCGCUGGAGAACGGCGGGACUCCUUUCCCACUGCCGGUAAGUGGAUCCGGCUUUAGCAGCCUGGCUCGGAGAGUUGGCAAGAGCGCGGAGCUGAGGGCGGCUGCCGUGGGAGGUGCGUCGGAGGACACAAGGCUCGCCGGAGAAGGAAUGUAGAGGCAGCCCAGCGGGGAACAGGGGAGGAUGUGGCGGCGCGUGUGAACCGGGACUCGUCGCCGAGGAGAGUUCGGCGGGAGGAGCCCCACAAGGCCAAGAGGAGGCGGUGGCCGCGGAACAGCAGCAGCAGCAGCAGGAGGAGGAGGAGGGGGUAUCGGUUCGCAGCCGGCCGGCGGAGUUUUCUCCCCUUCUGCGGGACGGCGCGAUCGGGAGGCGCUGAUCACCCCGCGCGACUGCGCUCUUUGGGGUAGCGGGAACUUUGGCCGCACGAAAGUGGGACUCGGCAGAGCAGAGCGCUUGGCGCCAACAUCCAGCCAGGAUGAGGCGCGUCGGGCAGAGAGCGGACGAGGAGGGAGAGGAGCGGACGCCAGGUCCUGACCCCAGAGCCUGAAGAUGCUGAGAUGCAUCCAGUUUGGAGAUAUUUUUAAAGAGCCGUACUCUAAAGAGUGUGGUGUGGGCUCCCCCUUGUGGGAAACAAUUGGAACAAACAUUUCUUGAUGUUACAGUGGAUAUCUUUCAAAUUAAGUCAUGGCUAUUGUCAGCACAGCACCCCCUAGUGUCUUUUUCUUUCCGGAAAAUGAAGUCGUGGACCCAGUGAUAGUACUUCAUUACAAUUAUACUGGAAAGCUUAGCCGUGGAAAAGAAAAAAAACUGACAAUCAUUGCACUUCUCAUUAUCUGUGGCUUUAUCAUCCUGGAGAACCUAAUGGUGCUGAUUGCCAUCUGGAAGAACAACAGAUUUCACAACCGCAUGUAUUUUUUUAUUGGCAACCUGGCCCUCUGUGACCUGUUGGCGGGAAUAGUUUACAAAGUGAACAUUUUGAUGUCAGGAAACAAGACCUUGACUUUGUCUUCCAGGAUCUGGUUUGUUCGGGAAGGCAGCAUGUUUGUGGCGCUGGGUGCUUCUACAUUCAGCUUGUUGGCUAUUGCCAUCGAACGGCAUUUGACCAUGAUCAAAAUGAGGCCAUACGAUGCAAAUAAAAAGUACAGAGUUUUCCUGCUUAUUGGAACGUGCUGGCUUAUCUCUCUUUCUCUGGGAGCUUUGCCCAUCCUUGGUUGGAACUGUAUUGGAAAUUUAAGAGACUGUUCCACCAUUUUACCACUAUACUCCAAGAAAUAUGUGGCGUUUUGCACCAUUAUCUUCAUAGCCAUCCUAGUGGCCAUUGUAAUCCUCUAUGCCCGCAUUUACAUCUUGGUGAAAUCAAGCAGUCGGAAUGUCACCAAUCACAACAACUCGGAGAGGUCCAUGGCAUUGCUGAGGACCGUUGUGAUCGUUGUUGGGGUUUUCAUUGCCUGCUGGUCCCCCCUGUUUAUUUUGUUGCUGAUUGAUGUGGCCUGCAGAGUGAAAGAGUGCUCGAUUUUGUAUCAAGAAGACGGCUUCAUAGCUUUAGCGGUCCUCAAUUCAGCCAUGAACCCCGUCAUCUAUACUCUGGCAAGCAAAGACAUGCGCCGAGCCUUCUUUCGCCUGGUGUGUGGUUGCCUGGUGAAGAACAAUGUUGCCAUGUCUUUGCCUAUCCAGCCCACCCCGGAUCAGAGUCGAAGCAAAUCCAGCAGCAGCAACACACCAAAACUGAAUGAUAACUUUGUGCAAACCAAAAGUUUGUCGUGCAUCACUGAAAAGAAUAAACCUCCAUUUUAUACUGGAAACGUCUGCAAGUGAAGCCUGCUGAGGGGGCACUUGGGGGAUUCUUGUCCUGUGGCUUUUACAGAGCCAAAAAGAAAAGGUGUCUUUUUUUUUUUUUAAGUGGAGUUUCAUGCACUUAACUCAUAGGAGGGGCAAACUUGAGAUGGCUGCUUAAUUCUAAGUGCCUAUUUUGAGCACUGAGUUUUGGUUCUUCACCAACUGAUUCAAGAAAAGUUUGGCUGCCUCUGCAAGUUCUCUUGAGGGUUGUGUAAAGAAAAAAGUGCUAUCCUGAUAUGGGGGGUUUUUUCGACGCAGUUCAAUUGAAAAAGUGUACUUGCUAGAGAAAUAAUGUAUAAAUGGCCACUGAUUAAAGCACUACAUGAAAUUCACUUCUUAUAUUCCAAAAUGCAACUGUGGAAGUCUUUCCCUUAUAGGACCCCAGCAGAGUCUUCCUCAGCCCACCUUGCACAUAUCCGAUCUUUCUGACAUCCAUCUACAGUCAACAUUUAGGAUUUAAGAAUGGGUCUGAACACUUUAGCAUCAUAUGCCUGGCUUCCUCUUUGGUAAUAGAAAUAUCUAUAAACAUUCUGUGAUGUCCUAGUAAUUCAGCAAGCAAUCUGGAGAAAGGUGGGGGGGAGAAUCUGAUGGCUAUGGCUGGUCAACCUGCUGUAUAUAUGUACAAAAUGCCCUUCUCAACGGUUACUGUGCAUUGGCCAUAGGAGAUGAGACUGUCCCUCCUCUAUCCUGCAGUUUAAGGUGAAUAAUAUAGGGAUAUUCUAUCCAGGCCGCACUGCACUGUCAUUGAUUUCUCUUAACAUUUUCACAAAUAUUUAUUCACACAUUUUGAGAUUUGUUAGAUCAAGAAAUCAGAGCUUAAGUUAGAAUGUGGUGGUUUAUUUUGCCAGGCCUGAUAAACAGUCACAGAUAAUAGGAAGGCUCAGCAUUUGUUGUGUUGAAGUACACGGAUCAAGGCAUCCUAAGAGGAAAAGGGGGGAAUUUAAGCUGAGGCACCAACUUUUGUUUUUCUUUGUAUUUGAUUUUCUUUUAUUAUGCCUGCUGUGUGGCAUAGGUUUACAUUAUAUGGCAUUAUAAUAUGCUAGUCUGUAUAAUAUAACUCCUUAAUGUAAUGAGUACUGUGAACAUGUAAUCUUCAAAUAUUUUUUAAGUAAAUGAAGAAAACAUCUUUAUGUAAGUUUUGUGAGACAGAAAAUAGAUGUUCAACUAAUCCAACCAGUUUUGCAUUUACCAAUGCAAAUUUCCAAUGCAAAUGUAGCAGUUGUGACUAGAAGCCAUUUCUGUGUUAUUCUGUAAAAAAAAAAAACAAUCCUAAUCAUUGUUUUGUCACUAAAACAG
This is a messenger RNA of Crotalus tigris (Tiger rattlesnake), 3321 nucleotides long. RefSeq names its product sphingosine-1-phosphate receptor 3 (gene S1PR3). The transcript has 2 exons. Gene Ontology annotation, biological process: G protein-coupled receptor signaling pathway. Gene Ontology annotation, molecular function: sphingosine-1-phosphate receptor activity. The record is from RefSeq and is a predicted model, not a curated record. Lineage: Eukaryota; Metazoa; Chordata; Lepidosauria; Squamata; Viperidae. Gene Ontology annotation, cellular component: membrane. Bases 874 to 2004 code for a protein of 376 amino acids.